AUGGAUGUUAAUCGUUUUCAUUUCAUUGAAGGUGAUACUGAUUCAUCUUAUUGGGCAAUCGCUGGCGACCCAAAUCUUCCUAACACUCAAGCAUUUCAAGCAAUUGUUACCGAUAAACAAUUUUAUGAUAAAAACAUUUUCAAAUUCGCACCAUUUGAUUUCUUUUGUUUUGAUGAGAAAUUUAAACCUAAAUUAAAGAAUAAAGCUGAAGAAAAAGCACAUGAGAAGAAGUUAUUGGGUUUAGCAAUUGAGAAACAAGGUGAUAACAUGGUUGCUUUAUGCCCUAAAUGUUAUACAUCAUUCAACGGUUCAAUUGAUGGAAGUGAUUUUAAAAAGAUUGCACAAAAAAUGAAGGGUGUUAGUUUAAGACAAAAUAAGCAAUUAACACCUAAAAAAUAUUUGGAUAUAAUAAAUGAUAAAGUUAUUUUCGAUGGUCAAAAUAUUAAUUUACAACUUAAAAACGGGUCAAUGACUCGCUUAACAAUUGGUAAGACUGCAUUAACAGGAGCACACACUAAGGCUGUAUGUUGUGAAAAUGGAUGUUGUAUGCCAUUUAUUUAA
Trichomonas vaginalis G3 is the source of this 561-nucleotide messenger RNA. Its product is annotated as DNA/RNA polymerase superfamily. NCBI's taxonomy places the organism in Eukaryota, Parabasalia, Trichomonadida, Trichomonadidae. The record is from RefSeq and is a predicted model, not a curated record. The transcript has a single exon. The coding region runs from base 1 to 561 and encodes 186 amino acids.